AUGGGCCUGGAGCUUUACUUGGACCUGCUGUCCCAGCCCUGCCGCGCCAUCUACAUCUUUGCCAAGAAGAACCGCAUUCCUUUCGAGAUGCGCACAGUGGAGCUGCUCAAAGGCCAACACCUCAGCGAUGCCUUUGCCCAGGUGAACCCCCUGAAGAAGGUGCCUGCCUUGAAAGAUGGGGACUUCACCUUGGCUGAGAGUGUGGCCAUCCUGCUCUACCACCGCAAGUAUAAAGUCGCUGACCAUUGGUACCCCCAGGAUCUACAGGCCUGUGCCCGUGUGGAUGAGUACCUGGCAUGGCAGCAUACGACCCUGCGGAGAAGCUGUCUCCGGGCCCUGUGGCAUAAGGUGAUGUUCCCUGUUUUCCUGGGUGAGCCAGUAUCUCCUGAGAUGCUGGCGACCACCCUUGCUGAGUUGGAUGUGACCCUGCAGUUGCUUGAGGACAAGUUCCUCCAGAACAAGGCCUUUCUCAUUGGGCCCCAUGUCUCCCUGGCUGACCUGGUAGCCAUCACAGAGCUGAUGCAUCCUGUGGGUGCUGGCUGCCAAGUCUUUGAAGGUAGACCCAAGCUGGCUGCAUGGUGCCGGCGUGUGGAGGCAGCAGUGGGAGAGGAUCUCUUCCGGGAGGCCCAUGAGGUCAUCCUGAAGGCCAAGGACUGUCCACCUGCAGACCCCACCAUAAAGCAGAAGCUGAUGCCUGCGGUGCUGGCCAUGAUCCGGUGAGCCAGGAAGCCUUGUACCUGCUCUGCCCAGGAUAGUUCGCAAAGCAUCUUCAUUUCCAAUCUCCCAUGGGAGGUUGGCUCAGAGGGCAGGAGUGACUUGCCUGAGUCCCACUGCCCCUCUGCUCCCCAGGUUAGAUCCCUACACCCACACCAUCUUCCACAGCGGCCUGAAAGCCACAAUGAGAAUGGAACACCCAGAUCUUAUCUCCUUUAAUCACUGCAUUUUGUUUUCAGUUUAGGAAAUAAACCUGGGCUCAGCCUGAGCCUGUGCUUCUAA
Leopardus geoffroyi (Geoffroy's cat) is the source of this 996-nucleotide messenger RNA. RefSeq names its product glutathione S-transferase theta-1-like. NCBI's taxonomy places the organism in Eukaryota, Metazoa, Chordata, Mammalia, Carnivora, Felidae. The record is from RefSeq and is a predicted model, not a curated record. Gene Ontology annotation, molecular function: glutathione transferase activity. Gene Ontology annotation, cellular component: cytoplasm. Gene Ontology annotation, biological process: glutathione metabolic process.